ACCGACCAGGCUUGGGAUGUAUUGGAGUGUGGAAAGAAGCCGAGAACGUGAAGGAGUUGCAGCAGUUCCUAGGCUUCGCUAAUUACUACAACAGGUUCGUGCCACAGUAUGCAAAACUCGCGGCACCACUCACGAAUCUGCUGAAGAAGAACACGUCCUACAAAUGGGAGACGAAGCACCAGGAAGCCGUGGAGCAACUGAAACAAGCACUGACAUCCGCACCGGUACUCAUCUUGCCAGAUCCCGAACGUGACUACGUCAUUGAAGCAGACGCCAGUGAUCAGGCCGUGGGUGCAGUCUUGAUGCAAGACCAGGGGAAUGGACUGCAACCAAUUGCCUACCUCAGCAAGAAACUGCACGGGGCAGAACUCAACUACCCGAUACACGACAAAGAGGCUCUUGCUAUCGUCAUCGCCUUCAAAGCGUGGAGAUGCUAUCUCGAAGGACGACGAACGACCGUCUACACCGACCACUGCCAGCCUGAAAUAUUUGAAGACACAACCCAACCUUUCCAGGCGGCAGGUCCGGUGGAUCGACUUCCUCGAGACACACUUCCACUACGACAUCGUGUACAAGCCCGGCCACAAGAACAAAGCAGACGCUCUCAGCCGGCCUGCACACGUUGCCGCGAUUCAGAUCGAAGGGAUGAAUCCACUACUCAAGGGACUCUUCACCCACGGGUACGCCAUCGACCCGAAAUUCCAUUGGCAGAAAAGCGACAUCUGUACAGUGGGACAAUGACAUCGCAUACCGGAAGGAUCCACAAAAAUCUGGGUACCCAAUUACCCUCCUUUGCGCCAGUUACUACUCGAAGAAUACCACGACGUCCUGUACGCGGCCACUUCGGUAGCAACAAGACGCUCACCGGUAUCGCCAAACACUACUACUGGCCCCAUAUGGCAGACGACGUCCAGAAAUUCGUCACCUCGUGUGAUACAUGUCAGCGGAUGAAGAGCAGCAAGCAGAAAAAGGCGGGACUACUGCAGCCUCUUCCUGUCCCAGAACAACCAUGGCAAGUGUUAGCCUGGACUUUCAUCACCGGGUUACCACCUACCUCCAGCGGUCAUGACGCCAUCCUUGUCGUCAUUGACAGUUCUCCAAAAUGGGACACUUCAUCCCGACACACACGACGGCACGCACCGAGGAGACAGCACAGCUCUUCGUUCGUCACAUCAUCUCACAGCAUGGCAUCCCAACUACACUCAUCUCCGACCGAGACCCCAAGUUCACCAGCAAGUUCUGGAAGGAACUUAUGUCUCUGCUCGGCACCAAACUCGCCAUGUCAUCCGCAUACCAUCCGCAGACAGACGGACAGACGAGCGCCUCAACCAAAUUCACAGGUCACUCCUGUUACCUUCCGCUUACGCCUGCCAGCUACCUGGAAGAUUCACAACGCCUUCCAUGUCCAACUUUUGAAGCCCUAUCGAGAUCCUAACACGAUCUUCGUGGGACGUCCAGCCGCCGCCGCCGCCGCCCGUCCUCGUCCAGAACGAACCCGAGUACGAGGUCGAGUCCGUGCUUGCACAUCGCGUCGAUAGAGAUAAACCUGGUUACCUGGA
Closterium sp. NIES-67 is the source of this 1559-nucleotide messenger RNA. The record is from the annotation of a GenBank genome assembly. Lineage: Eukaryota; Viridiplantae; Streptophyta; Zygnematophyceae; Desmidiales; Closteriaceae.